Molecule: messenger RNA, 609 nt
Organism: Cryptomeria japonica (Japanese cedar)
Lineage: Eukaryota; Viridiplantae; Streptophyta; Pinopsida; Cupressales; Cupressaceae
Product: cullin-1-like
Exons: 1
Coding region: 1-609 (202 amino acids)
Biological process (GO): protein ubiquitination; ubiquitin-dependent protein catabolic process
Cellular component (GO): cullin-RING ubiquitin ligase complex
Molecular function (GO): ubiquitin protein ligase binding
Source: RefSeq, a predicted model, not a curated record
AUGGAUAGGGAAGAGUUGGAUACGUUGCAAAAUGCAAUUGCAAAGGUUAAGCAAAUCGUCGAAGGGAAGAUCCCAUCUGGUCUUGUGCCUCGCACUUUGAUUUAUAAUGAAAUCUACGAAAAGUGCUAUAAAGUGCCUCGCACUUUGAUGCAGGCUCAAUAUGAGAAAACUUUAGAAGAUCAUAUCAAUUCAACAGUUGCACCCGCACUGAGGGGGAAAGAAGAUGAGCUUCUGUUGAAAGAAGUUAGAAAGCAAUGGGAAUAUUACAAUCGAAUGGUUAGCAUUUUAUUGAAAUGGGUGUUUUUUAAAUUGGCCCGUAAGUAUUCUAUGAUCUUCUCAAAACCCGACGAAGCUGCUCAGAGAUACUUCAACGAAGUUUUGCGAAGUAAUGUGCAGGCUGCUAUUAUGCUUCAAAUUAAUAAAGUGCGAGAGGGCGAGAGCAUUCUGGAUGGGACUGUAUUGAAUAAUGUUUUGCGUAUGCUGUUGGAUCUUGGGAUGGACAUAUCCUAUUCUAGAAAGGCUGCUUCAUGGAUAUGGAUAUGUGAAGGUUGGAAAAAGAAACAAUUGCAAUGCAUUGUUUGCAUCAGAGUAGCCAAACUAGGUAUGUAG